CAUUUAGUUACCUCUUUACUUACAAGAAAAAUACCUAUAAAUAGUAAAUACCACUGCAGUUUGUUUCGUUUGCAAAAGUGGCGAUUUUUUUAAUCUCAGAAAAAUGAAAUUUGUACAAUUUUGUGCAAGUUCAUAAUAUUAAUAAAUAAUUUAUUAAAAAAUUGUCUUCCUUUGGGCUUCUACGCACUCACGGUGGUGGCCUACGUGACGUCGCGCUCGCCUCUCCACUUGUCGCAUUAUUUCUGGUGGGGAGUGCAAAAUAGUGAAUGUGUUAAAUUUUUCCAUUUUUUGCAAUUGUGCCUCUGAUAAGUAAAUGUUUAUCAGUUCGGAGAUUCCUAUCGAACUGCAUAAACCCUUAUCACAGGCCAGUUUCGCUGCUUGUAUGCGCCUCGCCGAGCCCGUAAAAUGGAUGGUGAUAAGAAACCAUGGGACCCCAGCCAGUUGAGAAAGUACGACUUGAACCUAGAGGAAAUCCCGAGACUUCACUACAAAGACCCAAAAAUCGACGAAUACAUCAAGGAAAAUAAGCCGGUGGUUAUAACCGAAUCGAAUAUCGUUAAGCCCGCGGUGCAGCGGUGGAGUUUGGAGUAUCUGGAGCGGAACUUGGGGCACUCGGGGCACACGGUUUUCGUGUCCCGAAACCACAAAUUCAAGUAUUACGAUGAGAAAAAAAUAUAUAAUAGGGUUAGCAACACCAAGGGGGUCGAGUUCACGCCCCCGACUAGGAAGGUGGAGAUGAGAAUUGAAGACUUUAUGAAGAGGGUGAAGGAGUGGAAAAAGGGGGACGAAAGAAUCUACUUGCAACAAUCAUUAACAACAACCGUCGGUAAUAACAUAGUCGAGGAUUUCGUGAAAUUUGACUGGGAUUACGUUAACGGCAAACAAACCAAGCACAACUGGGGACCACUAACAUCAAAUUUAUUGUUUAUCGCAAUGGAGGGCAACCAAACACCUUGCCAUUACGACGAGCAAGAGAAUUUUUUCGCGCAAGUGCAGGGCUACAAACGGUGCAUUUUAUUCCCACCGAGUCAAUUUGAAUGCUUAUACCCAUACCCAGUACAUCACCCGCACGAUAGGCAAAGUAUGGUUGAUUUCGAGCGUCCCGACUAUAACAAGUUCCCCAAAUUUAAAAACGUCAAGGGCUGGGAGGCUGUCGUAGGUCCUGGGGAUGUUCUGUAUAUACCUAUUUACUGGUGGCAUCAUAUUGAGUCGUUAUUGAGGGGAGGGCCAACGGUUACUGUUAAUUUUUGGUACAAGGGUGGGCCAAGUACGUUAGAAUAUCCGCUAAAAGACCAUCAAAAAGUUUCAAUCACUAGAAACGUCGAAAAAAUGUUGUUAGAAGUGUUACAAGACCCGAAAGAAGUCGGACCAUUACUUAGAUCGAUGGUGCUUGGUAGGUAUACUGAAUGA
This is a messenger RNA of Tribolium castaneum (red flour beetle), 1410 nucleotides long. RefSeq names its product hypoxia-inducible factor 1, alpha subunit inhibitor. Gene Ontology annotation, molecular function: peptidyl-histidine dioxygenase activity; ankyrin repeat binding; [protein]-asparagine 3-dioxygenase activity. Gene Ontology annotation, biological process: negative regulation of Notch signaling pathway. The transcript is spliced from 5 exons. The record is from RefSeq and is a predicted model, not a curated record. NCBI's taxonomy places the organism in Eukaryota, Metazoa, Arthropoda, Insecta, Coleoptera, Tenebrionidae. The coding region runs from base 406 to 1410 and encodes 334 amino acids. Gene Ontology annotation, cellular component: nucleus; cytoplasm.